CGGAAAGUGUUGCGAAAGAAACCUGUGUAGCGGAUAUAAGUAAAAUUUAAAUGACCGAAAAGGAUACCGCGUCAAUGACAACCGUCCAAAUGAAGGCCGACUAUGCCGCUAGCGAGGUCUAUAGCACCGCUAGUGAGCCACCACCGCUGGGAUUUUUUAAUUUUAAUCCUCCACAGGCUUACAAACGCCAAUCGAAUUCAGUGAAAAUUGCCAAAAUCACUGCAUUCACCAUCAUCGUGUCUUCCUUCAUAUUGGGCGCCUUCAUUUUGGCUUCGUCUUAUUUGCAAGCCAAGGCAUCAUGUGAUCAAGUACAGGCUCUUGAUUCUGUUCUGGAAAAGGAAUUGAUGUUGGAAACAUUGCAACAAGUCAAUAAGGAACUUCCACGUGCUGAAGCUCUAUUGGGCCGUGAAAAUGACAACGAUGAUGAUUUGCAAAAUCUCAAAAAGAUCGAAGCCUCAUCAAAGGCUGAAAGCAAACCUGAAAAGGCAUCUGUCCCCGCCCCAUCAGAGGAAGAAUUCAACAUGAACAAAGUCAAUAGCGACAGCGAAGAAGCUGAAGUUAUGCAAAAGUACCCCGGCAAAAUUCCUUUGGAAUUGGACUUAAGCGACUUGGCUGCUGCAUUAUUGCAAAACAAUAAGAAGUCCCGCAUGAACUGUGUUGUCGAACGUAAACAUGCCGAGGAACUUGUUGAUACACCCUCCAAAACAGUUGCCCUGCCCUUCGGAAUGAAUUUGACCACCGAACCCAAAAAGGCACGCAUUACCGGUGAACGCAUUUCGAUUUUCUGUGAAGGUGGCAACGAAAAUAAGGAUCAAGACUCCUCCAAGAGUUCUCGCAAUGAAGAUGACGAUGAAAAUAACGAAGAUGAAAUUGAAUCAAUUCGUCCUAUGUUCUUCCCAUACCAACGUGUACCAAUUCCAUUCGGGCCCAUUCCCAAUCGUUUCCCCUUAACCCAUAUGCCACAACGUAUGGAACCAAUGAUGCAACGUCACCAACCCGAGCAGUUGCCUGGUUUCUUGCGUCAGAUGCCUCCACCACCACCACCAUUCCAACAAUUGCCCAUGCGUCCUCCCAUGCCACCACAAGUAAUGCAAGCUCCCCACCCAGAACCCCAACGCAUUCUGCGCAUCCAAGUCCACCAAAUUCCAUUGAGAGAACUUAUCCAUGUUGCCGAUGAUGUGCCUCAGCAAAUCCAAACCCAACAGGUACCUCAACAAGCUCCUUUACCUCAGCAACCACCUCAACCUCAGCAACAACAACCUCAGCCACAACAAAAUCAACCUCAACAAAUGCAACAACAACCACAACGUCCUGAAAUGCCAUUCUUCCAAAUCCAACGUAUGCCCUUAGAUUUGGCCUUGGAACGUGCCGGUAUUACUGCUGAAGAUUUGGCCAAUAUUCAACGUAUGACUGAAGACCGCAUCAACGAAGAAUUCCGCCGUUUGGCCAUUGAUUCCGAGGAGGAAGACAACAGCAACAGUUCAGAAGAUGAUGAUGAGCCUCAGAUGCCCAUGGCUGGCAAUAACAACAGUGAACAAGAAAAAUCUCAACAACAAGAAAGCCAACAAUCCGAACAGGAAUCUGAACAACAACAACGUCAAGCUCGGAUGCAAGCUAUGCCCAUCCAAAGACUCAUUUUGCAACCUUUGCCCGAACAACCCCGUGAUACUAUGACACCACCCAUGCCUGAUCGCCGUAUGCCAAUCGGUCAUCCCGGUUGGGGUCGUAGCUUAGCUCAACCCGUUAGUAUUCCCGUGCCAAUGAUGGAUGCUCAAAACGAUAUGUCUGGUCAUGAUGAUCAAUCAUCUUCCUCUUCGGCUGCUGAUGAAUCGGAAAGACCACAUUUUGUCCACCCACGUUCCGUUUAAGAAUCUGGUUGUAUUAAAUCAUCUGUGAUGUUUCGCUGCUAAAUCUAACAAAA
Messenger RNA from Musca vetustissima, 1921 nucleotides. RefSeq lists its product as uncharacterized. Bases 51 to 1868 code for a protein of 605 amino acids. The transcript is spliced from 7 exons. The record is from RefSeq and is a predicted model, not a curated record. Lineage: Eukaryota; Metazoa; Arthropoda; Insecta; Diptera; Muscidae.